AUGAUACCUUGCUCUGAUGAUGUUCGUCAUGUGACGGACGAAAGCUUAGCACCCUUUCACCGGAAUCGAAGGAGAUUGCCUCGGAAACAGCGUCAGCACGAAUGUUCCAGUAAAGACAAUCGACAGCUGGUCAAAAGGAAUCCGCUGUCGUCUUCUGGUGGAACCGACCUUCGAAUCUCUUCACUUAACACUUUUACUCGAAAUGGAACACACAUCAAAGUGACCUACGAGCGCAUCAACUUGGCUCAGUUCCACGCCCUCAUCCGGCGUCUGUGGAAUCGUCUUGCCCACAAGACCUCGGUUGAAGCCUCCUGCAAGGGUCAAGUGGUCGCGUCCGAGUCCGUCGACGUUUCGAGGCCAACGACUGAGACCAUGGAAACCGGAGGCAAGGAGGCCAGCAUCAAAAGCCUCCUUGAGGUGAUCAAGCUGAUUGAGCAGGGCAGCGACGUGAUCCGACUUCCGGAUCGGCCCGGGCCCGAUGCUGAGUACUCACGUGUGACGAAUCAUCGGGCGACCACGUUGUCCGAAUGGUUCGAGAUCUCGUGGCCCAGCCUCAAGCUGCAGUGGAGUCAGGGGACCUGCGACCGCCGAUGA
Protopolystoma xenopodis is the source of this 594-nucleotide messenger RNA. The record is from the annotation of a GenBank genome assembly. Lineage: Eukaryota; Metazoa; Platyhelminthes; Monogenea; Polystomatidea; Polystomatidae.